Messenger RNA from Hypoxylon trugodes, 1243 nucleotides. Its product is annotated as aldolase. The transcript is spliced from 2 exons. Gene Ontology annotation, molecular function: 4-hydroxy-tetrahydrodipicolinate synthase activity. The record is from RefSeq and is a predicted model, not a curated record. Bases 235 to 1173 code for a protein of 312 amino acids. Lineage: Eukaryota; Fungi; Ascomycota; Sordariomycetes; Xylariales; Hypoxylaceae.
GCGGCGAGUAUACCCCCCGAAUCCAGCUCCGGCGAGCGGAGCACCGUUUGUUCCACCUCCACUCCGCUUAUUUUGGAGAUUGCCUAAUACGGCAAGCCUCGCCUCGAGCUUCCCCCCGUCCCUAGGAUUGGCAGUCCCUUAUAGAGCUUUGCUUCCGAUUCGCAAGGCCUUGCAGUAUCUGGAUGUUGACGUUGUACCCUGUUUUCGAAAACCCGAAAAGUUAUUGCCGAAGUCAUGGCUCCAAUCUGCCCCCCUCGAGGAAUCUACGCGCCUGUUGUGGCUUUCUUUUUUGAAGAUGAGACCCUAGAUCUCGAGACGCUUAAAGUUCAUGUUACACGUCUUGCGAAAGCUGGUGUAGCUGGUUUGGUUAUACAAGGUUCGAAUGGAGAAGCACCACAUUUGCUUCAUGAUGAAAGAAAGCAGGUCAUUUCAACCGCGGCAGCCGUCUUAAAGGAAAAAGGGAGGCCCGAUGCCGUCAUAAUUGCUGGUUGUGGUGCGCACAGCACUCGCGAGACUAUUCAAUUAUGUCAAGAAGCGAAGGAGUCCGGUGCUGAUUACGCGCUCGUUCUGAGUCCAAGCUACUGGGUUGGUGCCAUGCAACCUCCUACCAUUCAAAAGUUCUUCACCGAUGUUGCAAAUUCAUCCCCCAUCCCCAUAUUACUCUAUAAUUUCCCCGCCGUAACUGGUGGAAUUGAUCUGGACUCCGAUCUGAUUGCGAACCUUGCUUCCUCAAACCCGGGCAAGAUCGUGGGAUGCAAAUUGACUUGCGGAAAUCUCGGCAAGUUACACCGCGUCGCCCACGAUAAACGUAUCCUAAAACCUUUCGCCGCAUUCGCCGGGAAAUCCGAGUUUUUCCUGCACGGAUUAGUGGCGGGCUCGAAUGGGUUGAUCGGUGCGGCUGUGAACUUCGUUCCUAGGGUACACGUGAAGCUGUUAGAACUUUACGAUGCGGGAAACCUGGCCGCGGCUCAGGAACUACAAACUCAACUAAGCGAAACGGAUUGGGUCCUCGUGAGAUUAGGUGUUGCUGGUUUGAAGGCGGCACUUGAAAAAUAUUACAAAUAUGGAGGCGGUAGGAGUAGGCGGCCGCUCAAUCCGGUGCAGAGCAGCGCCUUUUCCGGGGACAAAGAUGCUAUCUUACAACAGAUAGUUGACCUAGAAGCGUCCCUCUGAUACCUAUAAAUUGAAUAUCUACGAUCUAAUUAUCUACGAGACUCAAACCGUAAUCCCAAAGUCGACCCUA